Messenger RNA from Pectinophora gossypiella (pink bollworm), 1576 nucleotides. RefSeq lists its product as uncharacterized. The transcript is spliced from 10 exons. NCBI's taxonomy places the organism in Eukaryota, Metazoa, Arthropoda, Insecta, Lepidoptera, Gelechiidae. The record is from RefSeq and is a predicted model, not a curated record. The coding region runs from base 221 to 1576 and encodes 451 amino acids.
AACGGACCCAACUACGGACAAUACGGCCCAGGAUCAGCUGCUGCCGCUGGUGCCGCUGCCUCAAGUGGACCAAACAACGGACAAUAUGGACCAGGAUCAGCUGCUGCUGCUGGUGCCGCUGCUUCAAGUGGACCAAACGGACCCAACAGUGGACUAAACGGACCAGGAUCAGCUGCUGCCGCUGGUGCCGCUGCCUCAAGUGGACCAAACAACGGACAAAAUGGACCAGGAUCAGCUGCUGCUGCUGGUGCCGCUGCCUCAAGUGGACCAAACAACGGACUAUACGGACCAGGAUCAGCUGCUGCUGCUGGUGCCGCUGCCUCAAGUGGACCAAACAACGGACUAUACGGACCAGGAUCAGCUGCUGCCGCUGGUGCCGCUGCCUCAAGUGGACCAAACGGACCUAACAGUGGACUUUACGGACCAGGAUCAGCUGCUGCCGCUGGUGCCGCUGCCUCAAGUGGACCUAACAACGGACUAUAUGGACCAGGAUCAGCUGCUGCCGCUGGUGCCGCUGCCUCAAGUGGACCAAACGGACCCAACUACGGACCAUACGGCCCAGGAUCAGCUGCUGCCGCUGGUGCCGCUGCCUCAAGUGGACCAAACGGAGCUAACAGUGGACUUUACGGACCAGGAUCAGCUGCUGCCGCUGGUGCCGCUGCCUCAAGUGGACCUAACAACGGACUAUAUGGACCAGGAUCAGCUGCUGCCGCUGGUGCCGCUGCCUCAAGUGGACCAAACGGACCUAACAGUGGACUUUACGGACCAGGAUCAGCUGCUGCCGCUGGUGCCGCUGCCUCAAGUGGACCUAACAACGGACUAUAUGGACCAGGAUCAGCUGCUGCCGCUGGUGCCGCUGCCUCAAGUGGACCAAACGGACCUAACAGUGGACUUUACGGACCAGGAUCAGCUGCUGCCGCUGGUGCCGCUGCCUCAAGUGGACCUAACAACGGACUAUACGGACCAGGAUCAGCUGCUGCCGCUGGUGCCGCUGCCUCAAGUGGUCCAAACGGACCCAACUACGGACCAAACGGACCAGGAUCAGCUGCUGCCGCAGGUGCCGCUGCCUCAAGUGGACCAAACGGACUUAACAGUGGACUUUACGGACCAGGAUCAGCUGCUGCCGCUGGUGCCGCUGCCUCAAGUGGACCUAACAACGGACUAUAUGGACCAGGAUCAGCUGCUGCCGCUGGUGCCGCUGCCUCAAGUGGACCAAACGGACCCAACUACGGACAAUACGGCCCAGGAUCAGCUGCUGCCGCUGGUGCCGCUGCCUCAAGUGGACCAAACAACGGACUAUAUGGACCAGGAUCAGCUGCUGCUGCUGGUGCCGCUGCUUCAAGUGGAUCAAACGGACCCAACAGUGGACUUGACGGACCAGGAUCAGCUGCUGCCGCUGGUGCCGCUGCCUCAAGUGGACCUAACAACGGACUAUAUGGACCAGGAUCAGCUGCUGCCGCUGGUGCCGCUGCCUCAAGUGGACCAAACGGACCCAACUACGGACCAUACGGCCCAGGAUCAGCUGCUGCCGCAGGGUCAGCUGCUGCCGCUGGUGCCGCUGCCUCAAGUGGACUAA